Penicillium brevicompactum is the source of this 1041-nucleotide messenger RNA. Its product is annotated as zinc-dependent alcohol dehydrogenase family protein. The record is from RefSeq and is a predicted model, not a curated record. The coding region runs from base 1 to 1041 and encodes 346 amino acids. Gene Ontology annotation, molecular function: oxidoreductase activity. NCBI's taxonomy places the organism in Eukaryota, Fungi, Ascomycota, Eurotiomycetes, Eurotiales, Aspergillaceae. The transcript is spliced from 2 exons.
AUGGCAACACAAACCGUCUUUCGAUUCCCAACUCGCACUGCUGUCGAGGAUAUUGUCUCAGCCCAAGAGGAGAUUCCCUCUUUAUCCAAACAUGAAGUCCUCAUCAAAGUCCGCGCUGUAUCUCUGAACUCGAGGGAUAUCCAAAUUGCCACUUCAAAGUAUCCCACGUUUGUCAAGGACAACCCAAUCCCUUGCUCUGACGCCGCAGGAGACAUCGUGGCCGUCGGAGAUGAGGUGCGAGGGCUCGCCAACGGAGAUCGAGUGGUAGUCUCUUUUGACAUCGCGCACCAGUAUGGACCCCAGAAAGACUUCAUCACCACCCAAGGUGGUGGUGUCGACGGAGUCCUUGCGCAGUACAUCGCCCGCCCGGCUUCGAGCGUGGUAAAGGUCCCCGCCAGCGCGCCCCAGAGCUACAGCGAACUCGCUACACUUGUCUGCACUGGUGUGACUUCUUGGAACGCGCUUUAUGGCAACCUGCCUCUCAAGCCCGGUCAGACGGUUCUAGUUCAAGGAACCGGAGGUGUAGCAAUGACGGCGCUUGUGCUAGCCAAGGCUGCCGGUGCUACAACCAUUGUCACUUCGUCCAGUGAUGAAAAGCUGAAGUUUGUUCAGUCGUCCUUGCACGCUGAUCAUUGCAUCAACUACGCGAAAACUCCCGACUGGGCAUCAAAGGCGCUGGAGCUGACCGGUGGUAAAGGAGCAGACCACAUUGUUGAGAUCGGUGGAAUUGGAACCAUUGAGCAGAGUCUCAAAGCUAUUGCACCGGGUGGUGUGAUCAGCGUGGUUGGAUACCUUGCGAGCUGUGAGCCGGAAAAACGACCCGACGUGCCUCUCCUUGCAUUGCUCAAAAACUGCGUUGUUCGAGGUGUGUUGGUUGGCCCUCGCUGUAUGCUGGAUGACCUGGUGGCAUUUGUCGAUGGCCAGAAACUCAGGUUUCAUAUUGCGAAGGAAUACUCCUUCACGCGCGAAGGUGUUGUUGCAGCUUAUAAGGCCGUUCAGGAAGGGAAGCAUGUUUCCAAGAUAUGUAUUGCCAUGGACUAG